This is a messenger RNA of Lactuca saligna, 4046 nucleotides long. NCBI's taxonomy places the organism in Eukaryota, Viridiplantae, Streptophyta, Magnoliopsida, Asterales, Asteraceae. The record is from the annotation of a GenBank genome assembly.
GUUAAAACUAAAAAAAGCCUCUCGUGUCAGAGCUGUGAAAACGUGAACCCGUCCCCUGUUCCGCAGUUCACAAAUCCCACCGAAGGCCAAAACACACCGCUUCAAUCGAAGUCCAGUUGGGGAAUUGUUAGUAUUAGGGUUCAUGAACUAGGGAUUUUGCUGUUUGCUGGUAGAUCAUGGUCGGAAUGAUGCAAACGAUUUCGAGGGAGAAGUUUGCUAACCUCAUUGACUCCGCCAAGUUCUCCACUGAUGUUCCUUCGAAGCUCGAGACCUUACGUAGAUUAAAAGAUAAGUUUUCUGGCGCAGAAGACCCUCACUUGGUCAUGGAGUUCCUUCCCCAACUUCUUGAUCUCCACACAGACCGCUGCAGUCCCGUUCGCAGAUACGUUGCAGAGAUUGCUGGUGAUGUUGGGUUGAAUUAUACUGAUUUAUUACCUGAAGUUGUACCUUUAUUGAUAACUCUCUUAAGAGAUGGCACACCAGCAGUUGCUAGACAAGCAAUCACAUGUGGAAUCAGUUUAUUCCAACGAGCUCUUACCAAAAUGGCAAUUCAGGGUUUGUAUUCAAGUGAGUUGGAUGAUUCUCUUGAGUCAUCAUGGGCAUGGGUGUUGAAGCUUAAAGAUGAAAUAUAUUCAAUGGCAUACAAGCCGGAAAGUGAUGGAAGAAAGUUGGUUGCACUUAAGUUCAUUGAAGCAGUAACUCUUCUAUAUACAGCUGAUCCAAGUGCCUCUUCUGAACCACCUGAAGAUCAAACUUCUGGAGAGAUGCCAGAUGAAUUUAACAUAGCAUGGCUUCGUGGAGGGCAUCCCAUACUUAAUGUUAGUGAUUUAUCAAUUGAAGCAAGUAGGAACUUAGGUUUGUUGCUUGAUCAGCUAAGAUAUCCAGCUGUGAAGUCACUCAGCAAUAUGGUGGUGAUUGUUCUAAUCAAAAGUCUUUCAGCAAUUGCAAAGAAAAGACCUUCAUUUUAUGGUCGAAUUCUUCCAGUUUUACUUGGUUUGGAUCCAUCAAGCACUGCUGUUAAACCAGGACAUGUGUCGGGGGUUCAUCAUGCUUUAAAAAAUGCUUUCCUCUCCUGUUUGAAAUGCACUCAUCCAGGGGCUGUUCCGUGGAGGGAUCGUUUAGUUGGAUCACUUAGAGAAAUGAAAGCUGGAGGAUUGGCUGAAGAAGCCCUUCAACAACUUUCUGUGGCUAAUUCAGUAAUUGCACAGGAUAUAAAACCCUCAACAGAAAUAUCUGCAGUGAGGAAAAGGCCUGAAGUACAAGAUGUUAAUGAUCUGAAUAAAGAUGAUGCAUGUGGAAAACGUGCCAGGUCAACACCUAAUUUGACCGAGGAACCUACACAAGGCUCAAAGGGCGAUAACGGAAAUUCAAAAAAGAAUGUAGACAAUGGACCUGUGCAGCAGCUUGUGACUAUGUUUAGAUCAUUGGUUGCACAGGGUGAACAAUCUGCUGCAAUGUUGGAAAUUCUUAUCAGUAGUUUAUCUGCUGAUUUACUAGCUCAAGUAGUCAUGGCCAAUAUGCCAAAUCUUCCUUCAAUUCGCCCUACACAAGAAGGAAAGGAAGAUAUUCUCAACAGUGGGUCCCAUCUGUCUACAUAUUUGGCAGAAAUAAUUUCACGCUCCAAUAACUCUCAAAUCACUCAAUCUGCAACCGAUAUGCACCCUGAUGAGCCACAGAAGCCUGAAGUGGAAGUUGAACACCCUGCAGCAAAAGAUGCUGACAUGGCACAUUCUGUUACUGAGCAAGAAGACGUGGUCCCCACAGGCCCACUCUUUUCUGUUGAUAUACCAUCUAUAAAAACUGUUACUUCAGUAAUUCCAUUAGAAGAUACUGAUAUAGGAGAACUUGAAGAUGGUAUACCUGGUCUAGAUUCUUCCACCCGGGAUGAUGACAUGCCUGAAAUCCAAGUCGACACCUCAUUGGUUUCUGCUGACAUGGAAGAAGACACUCAAGAACAAAUCACGAAUAUUGCCAGGUCAUCAAUGGAUAUAGACAUAGCUCCUUCAAUGUCUACAGAUAAGUCUGAGGAACUUAGUCCAAAAGCAGCUAUGGCAGAUGCAAACAACAUCAAUUCAUCAACAGCAACUUCUGUUCAGUUAACAUCUAAAGUGGUUUUGCCUAAAAUGUCUGCACCUGUUAUCAGCCUUACAGAUGAACAAAAGGAUCUUGUACAGAAAUCGGCUUUUAUUCGCAUCAUUGAAGCUUAUAAGCUUAUAGCAGUUGCUGGAGGCUCACAGCUUCGCUUUUCCUUACUUUCCUUUUUAGGAGUUGAGUUUCCUUUGGAGUUGGAUGCUUGGAGACUUCUACAAACACACAUACUUUCAGAUUAUACAAGUCAUGAGGGUCACGAGUUAACGUUACGUGUCCUCUAUAGACUCUUUGGAGAAGCAGAAGCAGAAAAUGACUUCUUUUCUUCAACAACUGCAACUUCUGUAUAUGAAAUGUUUCUUCUGAAAGUGGCAGAAACACUGAGAGAUUCUUUUCCAUCCAGUGACAAAUCUUUAAGUAGAUUGCUGAGUGAAGUUCCUUACCUACCAAAGUCAGUUCUUAAGUUGUUGGAAUGUUUAUGUGUUCCUGGAAACAGUGAACAAAAUGAGGAGAUACACAGUGGAGAUCGAGUGCAUCAAGGUCUCAGUAUUGUUUGGAGUUUAAUUCUUCUCAGACCUCCCACUAGAGAUGUCUGUUUAAAAAUUGCCUUACAGAGUGCAGUGCACCACUUGGAGGAAGUGCGAAUGAAAGCCAUUCGUCUGGUGGCAAACAAGCUUUAUCCUAUAUCGUCCAUUUCUUUGCAAAUUGAAGAUUUUGCAAAGGAAAUGCUGUUAUCAGCAAUGAAUGAUGAUGCUGAAUUAACAAAGGACACUGAGAUGGAAAAACCUUUGACCGAAAGUCAACCAUCAUCAGUUAAUGCCAUGAUCACAAAGGAUAGUGUCUCUGAGGUGGGCCAGCCAUGUACAUCUGAAAGCAUUCAGACCACUUCAAUAACCGAUGCACAGCGAUGCAUGUCUCUCUAUUUUGCCCUUUGUACAAAGAAACAUUCUCUUUUUCGUCAGCUGUUGAUUGUUUACAAGAAUAUGUCAAAAGCAGCAAAGCAGGCAAUUUGUGUCCAAAUCCCAAAACUAGUUCGCACAAUUGGUGCAUCACCUCAGCUUCUUGAAAUCAUUUCAGAUCCACCUGCUGGAAGCGAGAUCCUUCUAAUGCAGGUUGUGCAAACACUAACAGAUGGGGCAAUUCCUUCACCUGACUUGAUAGCUACCAUUAAGAAGUUAUAUGACACAAAACUUAAGGAUGCAGAGAUUCUUAUUCCGAUAUUACCCUUCCUACCGAAACAUGAGCUUCUUCAGAUAUUUCCCUGUUUUGUAAAUCUUCCACCAGAUAAAUUCCAGGCUGCACUUACACGUACCUUGCAGGAAUCAUCUCAAGGUGGCCAAGCUCCAGUUCUUACUCCAACUGAAGUACUAAUUGGUAUCCAUGGCAUCGAUCCUGAGAGAGAUGGAAUUCCCUUAAAGAAGGUUACAGAUGCAUGCAACACUUGCUUUCAGCAACGACAGAUAUUUACCCAACAAGUUCUAGCAAAAGUUUUAAACCAAUUGGUUGAGCAGACUCCUCUCCCAAUGCUGUUCAUGCGAACAGUGAUCCAGACCAUUGGUGCAUUUCCCUCUCUGGUGGAUUUUAUUAUGGAGAUUCUAUCUCGCCUUGUCACAAAGCAGAUAUGGAAGAAUCCAAAGCUGUGGGUAGGAUUCUUGAAAUGUGCUCAGCUAACAAAACCUCAAUCUUUCGGGGUUCUACUUCAGCUUCCUCCCGCACAGCUGGAAAUAGCAUUGAAUAAACAGCCUGUACUCAAGGCUCCCUUGGUUGCCUACGCGAGUCAACCAGACUUAAGAUCUUCACUUCCAAGAUCCGUUCUGGUGGUUCUUGGGAUUGCACAAGAUUCUCAAAGUUCACAAUCACAAUCACAGACGCAGUCUCAGGCACAGACGGUAGAUACAGAUACAGGCAAUUCAGAUAAAGUAGUGGCUGAUGAACCCAAGGAAUCUACUAACAGCUGA